AGUUUGUCUGAUUGAUAAUUCGGUGCAAAAGACAUGAAUUUGCCUUGAGAGUGAGAGAGAGAAAGAAGAAAAAAGCAGAUUCCAUUUCAAUCUCAAUCUAGCUCUAUAUCGGCACUUAUUCAGAGAAACACACACUACAUUGCAUCCUAUAAUGCAUUAAAUCAUAAAAAAUAUGGGCCAUUUCGGUAUGUGUUUAUUAUAUAUUUGUGUUCCUUCAAUUACUAUAGGCUUAUCGUAGCUUCAAGUUAUUCAAGCCCUUCUCUAUGUUCCCCCGUUUCCAAACUUUCUUAACAAAAAGAAAACUUGGCUACAUAGACAGAGAGAUAUGGAGCUUUCUCAGCAUGGUUUUCUGGAGGAACUACUGGCUCCGAGAAGAGAAACGUCUAACUGGAGCUCUUACUCAACUGGGGUUAGUGACCAGUUCUUUUCCCAUGGUUGGAACUUCGAUUCUUUUGAAGAAAACCCAGUUCUGGGUACCUCAAAUCCACCAUUUGGAGGGUUCUCUGCUCACAAUGAACCCAAUUUUGAAUGCCCUUUUGGUGAUCAAGUUUACCCUUUUGUUGGUGUUGGUGCUCUUUCAGUGCCAGAGAUUGACUCCUCCCCAUAUGCCAAGAAUGAUUCCUCAUUCCCAUCCCAGGAAGAUUACCCAUCAAUGGUGGAAGAGGAAGAUUUUGGGUUUCUUGGAAGUGAAAACCACAGCUGUUUGGAAGAAAGCAAGAACAGCAUCUGCAAAGUCCUGGUUGACGUGGAACAACAACAAAAUGGAGAAAUCAAUCCUGGUUUCAAAAUGGGUAUUUGUGGUGAGAAAAAAAGCAAGCCUAAGAAGUUAGAAGGACAGCCUUCAAAGAACCUAAUGGCAGAGAGAAGAAGAAGAAAGCGCUUAAAUGACAGACUUUCCAUGCUCAGAUCAAUAGUGCCCAAAAUAAGCAAGAUGGACAGAACAUCUAUUCUUGGAGACACAAUAGAUUAUAUGAAAGAGCUUCUUGAAAGAAUCAAUAAGUUGCAAGAAGAAGGAAUGGAAGAGAGUACAAAUCAAAUUAACUUACUGAGUAUAUCCAAGGAUCUAAAACCAAAUGAAGUAUUGGUCAGAAAUUCUCCAAAGUUUGAUGUGGAGAGGAGAGACAUGGAUACCAGAAUUGAUAUAUGCUGUGCAGCCAAGCCAGGAUUGUUGGUAUCAACAGUGAACACACUUGAAGCUUUAGGACUUGAGAUCCAACAGUGUGUUAUAAGCUGCUUUAAUGAUUUCUCAUUGCAAGCUUCGUGUUCCGAGGGUGCUGAGCAGAGCACUUUGAUCAGUUCUGAAGAGAUAAAAGAAGCAUUAUUCAGAAAUGCAGGGUAUGGAGGAAGAUGUUUGUAGAAGAACUAUCAAUUGAUGGUAAUAAAUCUAUUUUUAACACUGUUUUUGAGGAUGUGAGAAAGUUGUAUUAAUAAUGUAUUUUCAAUAAGUAUUGUGCAUUUUGAUUAGAUCCAUCCCAAUAGCUUACCAUUUGUAACCUACUCAGAUUGGAGAAUCUUUUAACAAGAAAGGGAUCAUAAUUUGUUUUCAGAAACAUCUAACCCAUAUUUGAAGAAUAUUUAAAUAAGAAAUAGAGACUAUUUUCCUUCC
Molecule: messenger RNA, 1606 nt
Organism: Ziziphus jujuba (common jujube)
Lineage: Eukaryota; Viridiplantae; Streptophyta; Magnoliopsida; Rosales; Rhamnaceae
Product: transcription factor bHLH93
Exons: 4
Coding region: 326-1357 (343 amino acids)
Biological process (GO): regulation of DNA-templated transcription
Cellular component (GO): nucleus
Molecular function (GO): sequence-specific DNA binding; protein dimerization activity; DNA-binding transcription factor activity
Source: RefSeq, a predicted model, not a curated record